AUGGAGUAUGCUCUUACAGGUGACAUCAGCCCAUCAUUGGUUAAUUUGACUCAUCUAGAGUACCUUGAUCUUCAUGGCAAUGAUUUUGGUGGUGGAAGUAUCCCUGAGUUCAUUGGAUUGUUCAAGAACCUUAGGCAUCUUGACUUGUCUUUUGCUGGCUUUGGUGGGAAAAUUCCCCCUCACCUUGGAAACUUGUCGAAGCUGAAUUAUCUUGAUAUAAGCAAUAUUCCUGAUAGCAGCUUCACUUCCAGUAGCUCUGUGGACAACCUUCUGUGGCUCUCUGGGCUUUCUUCACUGGCCUACCUUGGCAUGUCAUCGUGGAACUUUUCUGCUGCUUCAGACUGGCUUGAGUCCUUGAACAUGCUUGCUUUCCUUGAGGAGCUUCAUUUGUAUUCUACUCAUCUUCCACCCACCGACCUGAACUCUCUAUCACAGUCUAACUUCACGUUUCUCAAUAAAGUUGAUCUGUCAGGCAACUACCUCAGUUCUACCUUCCCACAUUGGUUAACAAACAUAACAACUAUGACACACAUUGAGUUGUCCUACACUGGACUUCAUGGGUCGAUUCCUGAAGCUGUAGGAAAUUUAACUGCCCUUGAAUAUGUUUUUCUGUCCGAGAACAGUUUGGAAGGAGCAAUUCCAACUUCAAUAGGCAAACUUUGCAACUUGCAGGUCCUAGAUUUGUCCUCAAACAAUCUUGUUGGUGAUAUGGACAACCUGGGGAAAGCUAUGGCCAGGUGCAUGAAGCAACUGGAAUUCAUCCACUUGGAGAGUAACAAUCUAUCUGGAAGUCUAACUGGAUGGCUUGGGUCCUUCAAGACGCUCUUGUCAAUCAACCUCCACAACAACGCACUAUCAGGUCCUGUACCUUCCGAUAUCGGUCAGCUCACAACCUUAUAUGAGCUGGAUAUUUCUUACAAUUUUCUGCAAGGCGUCCUACUGGGUGCCACCUUUUCAGCUGCAUCAACUCCAAUUACGUUCUUGCCCACUAAAAUCGGGAGUGCCGCAGUGGCUCCGGACACAGACUAG
Messenger RNA from Setaria italica (foxtail millet), 1029 nucleotides. RefSeq names its product brassinosteroid LRR receptor kinase BRI1-like. Bases 1 to 1029 code for a protein of 342 amino acids. The transcript has 2 exons. Gene Ontology annotation, molecular function: protein binding. The record is from RefSeq and is a predicted model, not a curated record. NCBI's taxonomy places the organism in Eukaryota, Viridiplantae, Streptophyta, Magnoliopsida, Poales, Poaceae.